Nymphalis io (European peacock) is the source of this 2115-nucleotide messenger RNA. RefSeq names its product ras-related protein Rab-2A (gene Rab2). The record is from RefSeq and is a predicted model, not a curated record. The transcript has 6 exons. Bases 168 to 809 code for a protein of 213 amino acids. Gene Ontology annotation, cellular component: Golgi apparatus. Gene Ontology annotation, molecular function: GTPase activity; GTP binding. NCBI's taxonomy places the organism in Eukaryota, Metazoa, Arthropoda, Insecta, Lepidoptera, Nymphalidae.
GACAAGUUGUCACUUGGUACGAAUAUUCACAAUGACACACUGAAACUCUUUUACCAGCUGUAGGAUCCUAAAAAUUGCGUCUUAUUUCUUGGAAAAUAUCUUAGAAAGCUCUUUAGUGUUAAACACAAUUAAAAUAUUAACCUUUAUUCCAAAUAUUACUUGUUACAAUGGCAUACGCCUACUUAUUUAAAUACAUCAUCAUUGGUGACACAGGUGUGGGCAAGUCCUGCUUGCUGUUACAGUUUACAGACAAGAGAUUCCAGCCUGUACAUGAUCUCACUAUUGGUGUUGAAUUUGGUGCCCGCAUGAUUACUAUAGAUGGGAAGCAGAUCAAACUACAGAUAUGGGACACUGCUGGACAAGAGGCCUUCAGGUCAAUCACUCGAUCUUACUACAGAGGUGCUGCUGGAGCCUUGCUAGUAUAUGAUAUUACUAGACGAGACACAUUUAACCAUCUAACAACUUGGCUUGAAGAUGCUCGCCAGCAUUCCAAUUCAAAUAUGGUGAUCAUGCUAAUUGGUAACAAGAGUGAUUUGGAGUCUCGACGUGAAGUGAAGAAAGAAGAAGGUGAAGCGUUCGCUCGUGAACACGGUUUGGUCUUUAUGGAGACUUCGGCGAAAACUGCUGCAAAUGUUGAGGAAGCCUUCAUCAACACUGCUAAAGAAAUCUAUGAGAAGAUUCAAGAAGGAGUCUUUGAUAUCAACAAUGAGGCGAACGGCAUCAAGAUUGGUCCGCAGCACUCAAAUGCGGGCGCGGGAGGAGCGGGAGGCGCGGGUGCGGGCGGCGCGCCGCCGGGUGGGUGCUGUUAGGUGAUGAGCUGCACACGCUGAGCGAUUGCGGACUACCGACCGAUUAUGUCUGGACUGGGAGGGGUGCAGCUGUGUGCAACAAACUAUGGUACGAAACUUACUGCAUGCAAGAAAAUUUAGUUUUAAUUUUAAUGCUACAGAAUAUGUUGCAUCUCAACUUGAUAUAAUAGUUAGUAGGCUCAGUAAACCUAAGAUACUGUAAACAUUUAAAAAAGUAAAGUAAUCUAAUUGUAAUUUGUGGUAUACUAUAAAAUACCAGCCGAAAAACUAAUUAAAUUUUAUGUACAUGACUCCUAAUUGUAUGGUAACUUAAAUUUUUUAAAGCAUUGAACCUUUAAUGAUUAUAAAACUAUUGCAGUCUUUUGUCACUACUUUCUACAUUCAUUUACUCUUUAGUAGCAGUGAAUUUCCAUGUCUAGCUAUUAUUAUGAAAAUUAGUCUUAAUUUAAAUUCAUUAUGCAUAUAACCAGACAUUAAUGAAUAAAUGUAAGAUUGGACCAGGUGUGGAAUCAUUUUGAUGUGUAUUUUAUGUAUGUUAAUAAUAUAUUGUUCAUUAUUCAUUCACGGUAAUAUAUAUAAUUUCUAAACUUGUAUACUUAUUAAUGUUUGCACUAUUUUAUAUCUACAAUAAUUAACGGGCAUUUAUUCCACUUAUUUGGGCUAGAAUAUAAGACAAUGCUUUUAUAUAAUUUUAAAAGUACAAGCAAGAUUAAUUAGAACAUGAAGAACAAUAAAUAAUAAACAAUCCAAAGCAAAAAUCAUCAAACUAUUAAUUAAAAAAGUUAUUAAGUACUAUAGACACUUUACCAUAGCUGCCCCUAAAAUGUUUUAUUUUAUAUCAAUUGAAUUUAAUACUUGUCAAAAUAAAUUAUCGACAUUUUUACAUCAAAUACCAAAUUAUUAAAUAUUUUUAUCUUUGUUAAUAAAAAGUGUUUAUUUUAUUUUGUUAUAAUUUAUUAGCAUGUACUUUUUUUAAAGCUUAUAACAGCUUGUCUGCCAGAGAAUUUCAUAGAUAAUAACAUAUUUAUUGACUGUCUUGAUAUAUUUAUAUAAGGAGAGGGGAAGGCCUAGUGAAUAAUUUGCACAAGAAAUAAGAUCGGGAGUAUACCCAGAGAUGUUUCAUCUCAAUUUUAAAAAUUCCCGGAAGACGAAUUUGUGACCUACAAGGACUGCUCGCGAGAUAAUUGAAGACAUAAACUAGGUUAUUUAAGUUUAGCACAUUGUAAUGAUGUAGUAAUAUUUUAUAAGAUUACAAUAUGCAGACACAUUUGUAAAGCAUAAUUCAUGAAGUAAAUGUUUAAAAAUU